ACCUCUGCGACACACGCGGCUCUUACGUUCGGCCUGCAGACGCGCACAGUCGCGCUUUCUUAUUUUAACGCGUAAUUUACACCGAAAUCCGUCACAAUUAUGGCCACCGCCGUCGUUCCCGUGAGGAAGAGGAUCCUGAAGGAGGAAGACAUGACGAAGAUCGAGUUUGAGACGAGUGAAGAGGUGGACGUGACGCCGACGUUUGACACGAUGGGCCUGAGGGAGGAUUUACUGCGCGGGAUCUACGCAUACGGUUUUGAGAAGCCAUCCGCCAUCCAGCAGAGAGCCAUCAAACAGAUCAUCAAGGGCCGAGACGUCAUCGCACAGUCACAGUCUGGAACUGGUAAAACAGCCACCUUCUGUGUCUCAGUGCUGCAGUGUCUGGAUAUACAGGUUCGAGAGACUCAAGCUUUGAUUUUGGCUCCAACCAGAGAGUUAGCAGGACAGAUCCAGAAGGUUCUUCUGGCUCUGGGUGACUACAUGAACGUUCAGUGUCACGCGUGUAUCGGCGGCACAAAUGUAGGUGAAGAUAUCCGGAAGCUGGAUUACGGUCAGCAUGUGGUGGCGGGAACACCUGGACGAGUGUUCGACAUGAUCCGCAGGAGGAGUUUAAGGACUCGCGCCAUCAAGAUGCUGGUGUUGGAUGAAGCCGAUGAGAUGCUCAACAAGGGUUUUAAGGAACAGAUUUACGACGUGUACCGAUACCUGCCGCCGGCGACUCAGGUGUGUCUGAUCAGCGCCACACUGCCACACGAGAUCCUGGAGAUGACCAACAAGUUCAUGACCGACCCCAUCCGCAUCCUGGUCAAACGUGAUGAGUUGACUCUGGAGGGCAUUAAGCAGUUCUUCGUGGCCGUGGAGCGCGAGGAGUGGAAGUUCGACACUCUGUGUGAUCUGUACGACACGCUGACCAUCACACAGGCCGUCAUCUUCUGCAACACCAAACGCAAGGUGGACUGGCUGACAGAGAAAAUGAGGGAGGCGAAUUUCACUGUAUCCUCGAUGCAUGGAGACAUGCCUCAGAAAGAGCGAGAGUCCAUUAUGAAGGAGUUCAGAUCUGGAGCCAGUCGAGUGUUGAUCUCCACAGACGUUUGGGCCAGAGGUCUGGAUGUGCCGCAGGUUUCCCUUAUUAUUAACUAUGAUCUUCCCAACAACAGAGAGCUGUACAUCCACAGGAUUGGUCGAUCGGGUCGUUACGGCAGGAAGGGUGUGGCCAUCAACUUUGUGAAGAACGACGACAUCCGUAUCCUGCGUGAUAUUGAGCAGUACUACUCCACACAGAUCGAUGAAAUGCCCAUGAACGUGGCUGAUCUGAUCUGAGAACAGAGAUUAUCCCAGAACAGUUCUGCUUUCAUCUGCAUCUUUAUUUCCAUUUGUAAUUGCCUUUUUAUUUCCUCUUUUUAUGUAGUUUGAGCGCUCUGAUGUUACAGGAUCUUACUCAGAUCAGCGCUUCCAUUGGGUUUUUGUAAAUAAAGAAUCUUUGUCUCCA
Molecule: messenger RNA, 1489 nt
Organism: Danio aesculapii
Lineage: Eukaryota; Metazoa; Chordata; Actinopteri; Cypriniformes; Danionidae
Gene: eif4a3
Product: eukaryotic translation initiation factor 4A3
Exons: 12
Coding region: 100-1320 (406 amino acids)
Cellular component (GO): nucleolus; catalytic step 2 spliceosome
Molecular function (GO): RNA helicase activity; mRNA binding; ATP binding
Source: RefSeq, a predicted model, not a curated record